AUGGCAACUGAUACAACAUCAGAGACAAUUCCACCUCCUUCUGAUAAAUCAGUAGCUAUUUGGAUCAUGCAACAUAUAUCACCAGAUCAAAACAACGACGUUGAUGCGUAUUCAAGAACGAUAACACCGACAAGCAUUAUAUAUGUUUCUUCACCCAAGCCACAACAUCAACAUCAGCAACAACAACGACAACAACGACAACAACGACAACAACAUCGACAACAUCGACAACGACAACCACCACGACAACAUCAACAUCAACAACAACAACAUCAGCGACGACAACAACAUCAACAACAUCAACAUCAACAACGACAACAUCAGCGACAACAACAACAGUCACCACGACAACUAGUGGGUCUUUUUCACUAA
Messenger RNA from Rotaria sp. Silwood1, 372 nucleotides. Lineage: Eukaryota; Metazoa; Rotifera; Eurotatoria; Philodinida; Philodinidae. The record is from the annotation of a GenBank genome assembly.